AUGAUACUCAGGGCGCGGUCAUUACCCGUGGCACGGCAGCGCAUUAGGCCAUCUCGCCUGGUCGGCAGGUUCCGCGGCUUGGCAACAGUGUCAAACGGCAUAGAGGCCUACGAUGUCGUCGUUAUCGGAGGUGGUCAUGCUGGAUCAGAGGCAUGCGCUGCAGCUGCGCGAUCCGGGGCCCGCACUGCAUUGGUGACACCGUCACUAUCGAACAUUGGUGUUUGCUCGUGCAAUCCCAGUCUUGGUGGAAUCGGCAAGGGCACUAUGAUUCGCGAGAUCGAUGCGAUGGAUGGUGUUGCUGGACGUAUUAUCGACAAGGCGGGCAUCAUGUUCCGAGUCUUGAACCGCUCCAAGGGUCCGGCUGUAUGGGGACCGCGCGCGCAAAUCGAUCGCGACUUGUACAGGAAGCAUAUGACGGAGGAGUUGGUCAAUACGGAAGGUCUCAAUAUUGUGGAGGGCAAGGUCGCCGAUAUUGUGCUCUCGAGGGAAGGCCUCGAGAACACUCCUGGUGCCCAGGGAAAGAUUGUUGGUGUGCGCUUGGAGUCUGGGGAGGUUAUUCCUACCGGCCGCGUGGUCAUCACGACAGGAACUUUCUUGGGAGGCGAGAUCCACAUCGGACUGGAGAGCUAUCCUUCGGGACGAAUGGGAGAGGCGCCAACUUAUGGGUUGAGCAAGUCUCUUCGUGAGGCUGGCUUCCAGCUGGGCCGGUUAAAGACCGGAACACCGCCGCGGUUGGACAUGAAGUCAAUCGACUUCUCUGGAUUGGAGAUUCAGCGCGGUGAUUCGCCGCCUAUGCCCUUCUCCUAUCUCAAUUCGACAGUUGAUGUUGGUGAUGAGGGUCAACUCACUUGCUGGUUGACCCACACGAAUGAGGCAUCUCACGAUAUCAUCCGGGCCAACCUGGAGAACUCUAUACAUAUUCGCGAGACAGUUCGUGGUCCACGGUAUUGCCCAUCGUUGGAGUCCAAGAUUAUUCGAUUCAAGGACAAGACACAGCAUCAGAUCUGGCUUGAGCCGGAAGGCUUCGCGCCGAAUGAUGUGGUCUAUCCGAACGGCAUUUCGAUGACCGUCCCCGCGGAUGCUCAAUAUGCUAUGUUGCGGACUGUUCGCGGUCUGGAGAAUGUGAAGAUGCUCCAGCCAGGCUACGGAGUGGAAUACGACUAUAUUGAUCCACGCAAUCUGUUGCCAACCCUAGAAACCAAGUUGAUCAGUGGUCUCUACUUGGCUGGCCAGAUCAACGGUACCACUGGCUACGAGGAAGCAGCUGGUCAGGGUAUCAUCGCUGGUAUGAACGCUGGACUGGCCUCUCAGAAUCGGGGAUCGAUGACGCUUACGCGCUCGGACGGCUUCAUCGGUAUCAUGAUUGACGACCUUAUCACCAAGGGAGUGUCAGAGCCGUAUCGGAUGUUCACGACUCGAAGUGAAUACCGCAUUUCUACCCGCUCUGACAAUGCCGACCUACGUUUGACUCGUAUGGCUCGCGAAGCUGGUGUCGUUGGCGACAAGCGCUGGCAGCAGUUCUGCGACACCGAGGGCCAGAUCCAGGAGCUUCAGGCUCUCCUAGAGAACACGAGGCUCUCUUCAACCGCCUGGUCUCGCAAGGGCUUCAAGGUUCGUGCGGAUACCUCAAUCCGCUCAGCUCUCGACAUCCUAUGUCUCGACGGAGCCGACAUCGACGCCUUGAUUCCACACAUUGAUGCUACGAACGGCACGGCAUACAAUCCUGCAUCAUUCGCACCCGAGAUCCGCACCCGCGUCGCUAUCGAAGGACGUUAUGCCCCGUACCUCAAGCGACAGGAGAAGAUGGCCCAGAGAUUCCAGCAGGAUGAGAAUUUGACCUUGCCUGCCGACCUGGACUACAGCAAGAUCUUCGGUAUCAGCAACGAGGAGAAGCAAGCACUUGAACGAGUGCGCCCUUCCAGUGUCGGCAUGGCCAGACGCAUUGAAGGUGUCACGCCUGCCGGUGCUCUCCGUCUUCUGAUGCAUGUGCGGAAGGCUACUGGGUUCAGCAGGGAGAUUUCUCAGGAUCCUGCUGUGACAGAGAUUUUAGGGUCGUCGCCUUAG
Molecule: messenger RNA, 2064 nt
Organism: Penicillium subrubescens
Lineage: Eukaryota; Fungi; Ascomycota; Eurotiomycetes; Eurotiales; Aspergillaceae
Product: tRNA modification protein MTO1
Exons: 2
Coding region: 1-2064 (687 amino acids)
Biological process (GO): tRNA wobble uridine modification; tRNA methylation
Cellular component (GO): cytosol
Molecular function (GO): flavin adenine dinucleotide binding
Source: RefSeq, a predicted model, not a curated record